GCCCGCGCGCACGCCCGCCGCCUGUCGCUGCCGCCGCCGCCCGCCGGAGCUCUGUAGUAUGGCAUCGAGGAGAAUGGAGACCAAACCUGUGAUAACCUGUCUCAAAACCCUCCUCAUCAUCUACUCCUUCGUCUUCUGGAUCACUGGGGUGAUCCUGCUAGCCGUUGGAGUCUGGGGCAAACUCACUCUGGGCACCUAUAUCUCCCUCAUUGCUGAGAACUCCACAAAUGCUCCCUAUGUCCUCAUUGGAACUGGCACCACUAUUGUUGUUUUUGGCCUCUUUGGAUGCUUUGCUACAUGCCGUGGUAGCCCGUGGAUGUUGAAACUGUAUGCCAUGUUUCUGUCUCUGGUGUUCCUGGCUGAGCUCGUAGCUGGCAUUUCAGGGUUUGUGUUUCGCCAUGAGAUUAAGGACACCUUCCUGAGGACUUACACGGAUGCCAUGCAGAAUUACAAUGGCAAUGAUGAGAGGAGCCGGGCAGUGGACCAUGUGCAGCGCAGCCUGAGCUGCUGUGGUGUGCAGAACUACACCAACUGGAGCACCAGCUCCUACUUCCCAGAGCAUGGCAUCCCCCCGAGUUGCUGCAUGAAUGACACCGAUUGCAAUCCCCAGGAUCUGCACAAUCUGACCGUGGCUGCCACAAAAGUUAACCAGAAGGGUUGUUAUGAUCUUGUGACCAGUUUCAUGGAGACUAACAUGGGAAUCAUCGCUGGAGUGGCUUUUGGAAUUGCAUUCUCCCAGCUCAUUGGCAUGCUGCUGGCCUGCUGUCUGUCCAGGUUCAUCACGGCCAACCAAUAUGAAAUGGUAUAAGAAGAAGUCUUUCAAGAACGACGGGAUAAGAGACCUGAUUUAAAAAGGAAUGCAGCAAUCCUUGAAAGACUUCCAAAGAAUGUUAGAGCACAGUACAUAUUACACUUGCCCUGCUCCCACUAAUACCCUACCCCAUGUGCAACUGACACUCCCACACAGUCUCUACCCUGCCUUUCAGCCUAAAUCAUGUGUAGUGUUCCAUUUGGUGAAGCCCUGUUGUGCCAGAGUAUAGCCAGUUUCCCUGCAUCUAGUCCUAGUGGGCCCCACCAGGGGCUCCUCCAUCUGUACUUGUUCCAACUGCAGCUCAUCGUAGGUGACUGGUUAUCAAACAUCACUGGACCCUGGGCCCUGCAUGUAGUUUGGGAGGCUCCUGUUAACCUUUCAUUAUGAUUGAUAAAUACCACACCCCUCGAUGUAGAUAAACAGCUAUCUGUUAUUUUGACUUAAUCUUUGGUUUGGUUUUCCCUUUACUAAGCCUCUUUACUACCUUCUCCAGGCUGCCUAGGACAUGUAAAGAGGUACCUCAGUAAUUGUUCAUGAGAAGGAGAAAUCAUGUCAUAUGCAUAAAGGAAAUUGUUGAGAUUUAGGUGGCUUCCUUGCUUAUUGUUACAUGCCUGGGUAUAUAUAGACAGUUUAGUGCACCUAUGCCUGUCACUUGAAGCCUGUAUUACAAAGCUGUAUUGUUGCUUCCCAUGAAGGAAAUAAUAUUACUUCUGUUUCUCUCCAAUUAAUUGCUAUUGUAUCAUUUUACUUCUUUCUAUAUUUUUUUCUUUGCAUUGACAUUACAGACAUUGAAGACAUCAUCAAAUAAAAAAAUGAGUGUGAAGGGGGAACAAAUAUCAGAAUAUUUUUAAAAGAUCUUAAAAAAUAAUGCCUCUAGCAUGCCAACAAGAAUGCAUUGAUAUUGUGAACAUUUGUGAUACAUGUAUUAAUAAAUAGAUUCAUUACAAAUUUCUGUGUUCUGGUUUUGUUCUUUGGUUAUUUCAUAAGUUUUGAACACAUAUUUCCAC
Molecule: messenger RNA, 1818 nt
Organism: Pteronotus mesoamericanus
Lineage: Eukaryota; Metazoa; Chordata; Mammalia; Chiroptera; Mormoopidae
Gene: TSPAN7
Product: tetraspanin 7
Exons: 8
Coding region: 59-808 (249 amino acids)
Cellular component (GO): plasma membrane
Source: RefSeq, a predicted model, not a curated record